GCACGUGCGUCCGCCGCGGCACACGUCGCCGUCGUCGCGCCGCCCGCCCGCACGCGGCACACACUACGCUACGUCGCGCUGACAUGCACUGCAAAAACUCGCACAAAACUAACAAUAAGUAAUCGCGUUGUGACUUGUGAAUGUUACGUGUUACUAGUUUCGCUAGUUAUACUUCCGACUUGUAGAUCAAAAGUACACCUAACUAUUUAUAGCGUCGUCUGAAAGUAUUUAGUGACUAUUUGUACCAUUCGGUAGCGGCCUUGUGCGUUAUCUUGUAUCGUGCCGGUGAAAGCUUUCACGUUCCCCACCUUUUCAGUUUACGUUUAUAAUGUGAUUGUUGUUGUAGUGUAAUAUCUCGAUAUAGUGUCGAGUGUAGCCUUAUACGAGUAACAAAAUACAGUAACGAUGUGCCUUAUCGUGUAAUAAUCACGUGUUCGUGGGAAUAUUGUGUCCGUUCGUUGUAUGCGCGUGAUUCACUGCUUGAACGAUGCAAUGUCUCAAGCUUGUGCUGCUAUUCGCGCUUAUUGUGUUCCCGGAACCCGCGCCCGCCUGGAGAGGUGACAUAGUCAAAGCAUGGGCAAGAACCUUGGGAAAUGAGCUGUGGCGUCUUAGUGAAGCUUUGACCAAAUCAGACCAAAUAAGAAUCAAAUACAAACAAAUGAACGCGAGCGUGAAGAAAAAAGAUGGAAAGCACAUAUUAGAUUCUUCUUUGAGUUCCGUGAGCACGAUGCUCACGAGAAAAAUCAAAGCCGUAAAGUGCAUCCAUGCAACGGCACAGAAAUUAGCUAGAGAGUUUAACUACACCGUAGCUGAGGACGAAAAUUAUAAUUUCUCGUACUGUUCGGCCAAAUAUUCUCAAUUUAGGUACGAAGAUGGUACAAUCGUAGACGACAGUGACAAACCAGGGUCGUACAUACCUAAAUUUGCUGUAAAUAAUUCCAAUUAUAUGGAUGUAUCAUUAGAAAAAGAUUCGCAUUUUUAUGAUAUUAGCGUCAAUACAAAUAUAAGUUGUGUACAUGUUCCAACAAAUAUAUUUUAUAAAGAAAGUAAACCUCUAACCGCAAUACUGUGGUCUAAGGAUCUCAAUGAAAUUUUCACAAAAAAUUAUCAAUCCGAUCCAUCCCUCUCGUGGCAAUAUUUUGGAAGCUCGCACGGUAUAUUAAGGUUUUAUCCUGGAAUGCCCUGGAAUAAAAAUGAAGUCGAUACCUACGACUGCAGAGUAAAACCUUGGUACAUUGAAGCUGCAACGUGUUCUAAAGACGUUAUUAUCCUGUUUGAUGUAUCAGGGUCAAUGACAGGGUUCAAGAAUUAUGUAGCGAGGAGAACUUUACAUUCUCUCUUGGAUACAUUAUCUAACAACGAUUAUGUCAACGUAUAUACGUUUAAGAAUACAACUGCAGAAGUAAUAGCAUGCUUUACAUACUUGGUACAAGCAACUCCUGAAAAUUUGAAGACGAUCAAAGACAUACUAGAGCCGACUGACGAUGGAAAGACGCAUAAAGUACCUCUAGAAGGCAACGCUAAUCUAACUGAGGCUUACAUUAAAGCUUUUACUACAUUGAAAGAGAGAAGAGAUGAGAUGAGAUGCAAUGUGAGCAGCACACAAGGCUGCAAUCAACUGGUGAUGGUGAUCACUGAUUAUGUACCUGGAAAUCUUACUGAAGUAUUCGAAGAAUAUAACCGAGAGGUGGUCGGUGGAAACACCUAUAUACCUGUUCGGGUAUUCACUUAUCUUAUCGGAAAGGAGGUCACAAAUGUACGGGAGAUACAAUGGAUGGCGUGUCUGAAUAGAGGUUUCUUCGUACACAUACACUCCGUGGAAGAGGUGCAACAGCAAGUACUAAAAUACAUCAAUGUCAUUGCUCGUCCGAUGAUCCUCGAAGGCGAGAAGCCACCACCUACCUGGACCCACGCUAAUAUUGACUAUACGCGAACGACCAAAUGGGACGUCAGCGAUGAUGCAGUCAAGCCAGACGAAGACAAGCUGGUAACAUCGGUGGCGAUACCAGCAUUUGACUUCAAAUACAAUGAAGAGAAUAAUGACGCUAUGCUGCUGGGGGUGGCCGGUACGGAUGUGCCCAUAGACAGUAUCGCGAAACUAGCUCAGCCUCAUCAGCUUGGCGUCAAUGGAUAUUCCUUCAUUGUGAGCAACAAUGGUUAUUUACUCCUACAUCCAUUAUUGAAAACAACUAUAAAUGACGAGUUACAAGAUAACUACAACAGCGUAGAUUUCGUGGAGGUGGAGCAGGUGGACGACGGGAAGGGGGCCCGGGAGCUCGGCGACGAGAUCAAAACGUUGAGGGAGAGCCUAGUGGAUGGCGUCAGCGGUGACAUGAGGGAAGUCAAAGUGCUUUUCCACUAUGACGACAUGAGGAGGAUUGCUCGAGUGAAACAUGAUUACUUCUUCAACAAAUUGGAAGGUACACCUUUUUCUAUGGGCAUUUCUUUACCAAAAGGGUAUGGGGAUACGGAACUUUUGCUCAAGGAUAACCCCCUAGAGGCGAAACAGGGGAAGGAACUGACGGGCAUCAACGUCACGGAUUACUUCAGAUUUAGCUACAGAGUACAUCCCGAUUGGGUAUACUGCAAGUAUCAUUAUUUAGAAGGCCACGAAUCGAAAAAUCCCGAGGAAGAGAUUUGGAAGUUUCUGGUAAAUUUGUCGAAGAAUCAAAUUGAUAUUACAAAGAAGCAGUAUAUAGAAGAGGCGGAGACUGAUGAUUUUGAUGUCGAAACUCAUUGCGGAAACGCUACAACGCAACUUGGCAAAGAUGAUUAUUACUGCAACGAAGACUUGGUCAAGCAAUUGGUAUUCGAUGCUAAGUUGACAACUCCCUAUUUCAACACAUGGAGUAGGAGUGACGAGGAAUUGGAACUCGCGAGGAAGUACAAUGUCAGCGUCCGUUUCAUUGCUACGUCAAGUGGUUUGACUAGAUGGCAUUAUAUUUUUGAUUCAGAUAAAAACGAAGUAGUCGACGAUUUCGGAAACAGAUUGAAAAAUUCUACCAAAAAAGUUUUUGGAGACAAAAAUAAACUUGCUAUCGAAGAGACCUGGUACAAAGCAGCAGUACUACAGCAUAUGAUAAACAAGGAAUCCGUAGUUAUAGCCACGCCUUUACCUAUUUUGGACGAGAGUAUCAAAAAGAGACCAUCUGUGCUAAACAAAGAUGGAGAUAUAACAGUGACGUCCAGUUAUGCAAUUUUCUACAAAGACGGCGAAUCUGAGACUCCAGCAUCAGUUGUCGGCUUCCAAUAUUCAUAUUUGAAAUUUCAAGAGAGAUUCCAAGAAAUAACAAAUGAAACAUCGGAAAAGGAGUUUACAUGCAACGGAGAUAAUUACGACUGCUAUGUCAUAGACAGUUCUGGUUACGUCGUAUUAUCAAGGCAAAAAGAACAAAUAGGCCAGUUCUUCGGAGUCAUAGACUCGAACACGAGACACGUGCUACAGUCGUUUAUAGACAAAUCGAUAUUUGAACAUGUGGAGGUGUUCAACUAUCAGGCUUUAUGUCCUUACUAUAUGUUAAAACAGCCGAACAGUGCCUGGACAGUAGCGACGCCUUUUAGUACAGCUACGAAUUUCUUCCGUUGGUUAUUAGCAGAGGCUAUGUUGAUUUUAUCCGAUGUUACAAAUUGGAAUUGGAAAGUGUUCGCUUUGGAUGACGACUAUAGCGAUCUAAUCAACCAAGAGCCCACAGAGGAGCCCACGACAACCAAUCCACCGCCGUCGGAAAACGAAACCAUACCAGCCCAAGAGGAAGAGGACAAACCGUUCUCUUGUGAUCACCGCAUCAGUCUAUACAUUUUGAAACAAGAAUAUAUCUUAGAAACUAUGGGAGCAUCGCCAGUGGUCUAUGAGGACCGACCCGGUGCUUGUCAUCCGGCGUAUUGGGCGUCUCACGUGUCUAAAACAAACUUGCUACUGGUUGUGGUGGAAAGCGGGAUGAGGGAAUAUGGGAGGAACUGCAGCAUACCCCCAGACACGAAGCCGCAGCCAACUGUCGAUUCCACGACUAGUCGGGAGCCGUGCCACAAGUUGGACUUGGGACAUCUGAAACGCCGUCGGCUGGAAGGAUGUUUUACCUACCAUAUAGGGGAAAGAAAUAUAACAGCUUGCGGUAUCGGUAGUACGACUAAGAUGGACAAACUGGUGUUGGUUAGCACAGUUCUAGUCGCGGCGCUGACCUAUCUCAAGCACUCCCGAUGACCACUCCUCGAUGAUCACAUAAAAUACAUAUUUGUACCUUUGUUACUUUCGCAAUAAAAUUGUUGCACCUUUA
Molecule: messenger RNA, 4274 nt
Organism: Galleria mellonella (greater wax moth)
Lineage: Eukaryota; Metazoa; Arthropoda; Insecta; Lepidoptera; Pyralidae
Gene: Ca-Ma2d
Product: voltage-dependent calcium channel subunit alpha-2/delta-4
Exons: 19
Coding region: 488-4201 (1237 amino acids)
Cellular component (GO): voltage-gated calcium channel complex
Molecular function (GO): voltage-gated calcium channel activity
Source: RefSeq, a predicted model, not a curated record